Molecule: messenger RNA, 2418 nt
Organism: Didymella exigua CBS 183.55
Lineage: Eukaryota; Fungi; Ascomycota; Dothideomycetes; Pleosporales; Didymellaceae
Exons: 5
Coding region: 1-2418 (805 amino acids)
Biological process (GO): mitotic DNA replication preinitiation complex assembly; double-strand break repair via break-induced replication; DNA replication
Cellular component (GO): DNA replication preinitiation complex
Molecular function (GO): DNA replication origin binding; single-stranded DNA binding
Source: RefSeq, a predicted model, not a curated record
AUGAGCAUUACAGAGCUUGAACAGCGCUGCAACGCCCUCCGGAACGAUCUCAAAGCCUGGGAGAAACAAUUUGCUGCGCAACAUAAUGGCAAGAAAGCUGGACGCGAGGAUAUCAAGGCGGACGUGGUGAUUUCACAAAAGUACAAGGAGUACAGCAAGUUACGAGCUCAGCCGGCUACAAAAUCAGCCCCUCAGACACCAUCAAAACGACCAGCGAGCCGCAAGCAGAUUUCCAAUGUUGAACGAACGCACGAAGCACCACCGACAGCGUCAGAGCUUACUCCUCUCAAGCGCAAAAGGAGAGAAGAGUCAGCCACACAGGAAGCAGAUGCAGCAUCUGAGUACUUGUCACCACAAGGACCUGCAUUCAUUGGACCUACCCCGCAACGAGACGGUAUCGUGCUAGGUCUCUUCGACAACCUCAACGCAGAGACUCCAAGCAAGCGCCGUAUAAUAUUCGGUGAAAUCGAGCCCAAUGUGUUUCAGACGCCGACAAAGAAGGACACAGAAGCAGCGAGUGAAGCAUCUUCGGCGUCAAGAAUAAGAGGGGAGCGGACGCCGCUCUCAAUCACAAAGAGGAACUUGUUCAACCAGUUCGUCACACCAAAGAAGAGGAAGCUUGAUGAGGAAGGUACACCAAAUUCUACACUGAGAGGUCUAGCUACGCCGGCGUUUCUGAGGAGAGACAAUGCGCUGGACAGAAUUGAGGAGUCGGACGAGACAACACCGAGGCCUGCGCCAUGGAAGAGGAGAGGCACAGUGAGAAGUCUCAGCGCUAUGAUCCAGAAUAUGCGGAAAGACGAGGACGACAGGCUAGACGAGGAGGCUGACAUCAUGCGCGAGUUGGAGAUGGAAGAAGAGGGCAUAUGCGCACCCUCUAAAUCUCGAUUAUCAGAGGUGCAGGUCAAUGAUAGCCAGAUGGAGAUGCCGCUCGGUGUUGAUCGCGGAGAAUCAGAGGACGAAGAAUCAGAAGAGGAAGAGCUUGGCCGAGAUGGCCAACCAAGGAAGGUGUGGAAGAAGAAAGGGUUGAAAAGACAGACAAGACGCACAAAUAUGCGACCCAAUAUCGUCAAGCCGAACCCCGUACCAGAAUUCCAGCACAACAACGAAGAGGACACUCCGGCAUCCGUGCCAGAGACGCAAGCCCAGGCAGAUGCGGAACCUGCACUCUCUGACAACGAGGACGAUUCCGACUACGCGAGCGAUAUUUCUCACUCAGCGAAGAAGCGUAAAGCGCCAGCGAAGCAAGCAGCUAAGCCCGCUGAGAAGAAGGAGGGUGUGGUGGAGAAAGUUAAGAGAAAAAUCUCCGCUAAUGCACACGCGAACUAUCAAAGACUCAAGAUCAGGGGUAAAGAUAGGAAUGGUAAGAAACCUGGGGGCAGAUUUGGUUACAGUUUGUCGUAUGCCCAUGUGGAGGUGUUUGGCGGUACAUCAUCGGGUCAUAGCGUCAGCGCUCUAGCUCCGCCGCCUCAGCUUCCACCGCCCGCUGUAACAAACACGGCGACAUCUCCAAGCUCACGACACGCCACAUCGCCCAUUUACGCAGCCGUAAUUCCUUCACCUCCACCCGUCAGACAACCACGAACACUUCCCGUCACCAUGGCCGAGAAAGAACUGCACUCCGCGCUCCAGCAUCUCCACCAGUCGCUUCAGUCGAAGAACUACCAGCAUGCCACAACACUGCUCUCAAAGGCCAAGAUGGCCCUCCUGCAGCUCAAUGCCCUCAUCCCACAAGAAAAGACACCGAAGAAGCAGCUCCAAGCCGCGCGCGAAACACUCGAGCUCGGCGCCAUCAUCUCCAUCCGCCUCAAAGACACCGUCUCCUUCACACGCUACUUCCAGCAGCUGCAGCCCUUCUACUCCCUGCCUGUGUCCUCUCUACCAAAAGACGGCAGCCAGGCCAGCAAAGUCACAGGUCUGUACCUGUUGCUUCUGCUGAGUGAGGGCGACUACGCUGGGUUCCACACACUGCUCGAGACACUGGAGGUGGCGGCGGCGCAGGAGGGCAAGGGCCUUGAGGACGACCAGUUCGUUCAGUAUCCGAUAAGGCUUGAGCAAGCGCUUAUGGAGGGAAGCUAUGACAGGGUGUGGGGCGAGACGAAGGGCGAGAGGGUGCCAAGCGAGGAGUUUGGGAUGUUCUCAGAGAUCCUCAUCGGCACAAUCCGCAAGGAGAUCGCCUCAUGCAGCGAGCGCGCAUACCCCUCGAUUCCUGUCUCCGACGCCAAAUCCCUGUUGUUCCUCGACUCAGAAGGUAGCGUCGUCGACUUUGCGCGCGAGUCUGGUUGGGUCGUCAAGGACGGCAGGAUAUAUUUCCCUCAGCAGGAGGACGACUACCAGAGCAAGGACAUCUUGGUCACUAGCGAUCAGGUCAUCGAGAAUACCUUAGGGUACGCUAGGGAGUUGGAGAUGAUCGUGUAG